Messenger RNA from Pseudomassariella vexata, 1953 nucleotides. Its product is annotated as WD40-repeat-containing domain protein. The record is from RefSeq and is a predicted model, not a curated record. Gene Ontology annotation, biological process: regulation of DNA damage checkpoint. Gene Ontology annotation, molecular function: protein binding; DNA binding. The coding region runs from base 261 to 1778 and encodes 505 amino acids. NCBI's taxonomy places the organism in Eukaryota, Fungi, Ascomycota, Sordariomycetes, Amphisphaeriales, Pseudomassariaceae. Gene Ontology annotation, cellular component: nucleus. The transcript has 2 exons.
AGCUUCACUUUGCAUUUCUAAUAUUUCUAAUUUGAAGAUCAUUUUACCCACGCACUCAAAAUUUGUACGUACUCGUAACGCCAGGCUGAUAGAUUCUCAUCUCAAUCUCCUUAGUCAUUCAGGGUGCAUUGCAAUGGUUGUCUAUUGUAUUACAAGUUAUCUUUGCGACGAUCAAUCAUAACCAAUCAUACCCAACAAUCCCUUCCCCAGCAACCCUCACCUCGAGCUGCUUUAGGUCUCGGAUCUUCCCAUAUUCAGCCAUGGCUCCCGAAGCCGUCAGUGCCUUUGAGGCACGAAGGCGAGCCAACUUGGCCAACAAUGCCAAACUACUCAAGGAAACUAACGAGACGGGUGCCAAAAUGGCAAAGGCUGCGAGACCAGCUCCAAGGCCCGCAGCACCGCGCAAGAGGAAGGCACUGGAGCCAGCUGUUCCCACGCGGGUCAUGCCUACACGUCGGAGUGCGCGUGUCUCUGGUGCCACAGACACUCAAUUUGAGUCCAUUAAAUCAGAGUAUGAAGUGAAGGCCGCUGAGGCUCCUACCAAACGCAUCCGCAAGGGAGGUGAUAUGAACCUGUCAGGACUGGUGCUUGAUGCGCGAUGGGCUAAUGGCACUGAGGCUUUGGCUAGUUUUGCGCAAGGAGCUCAGCCGGGAGUAAGGACGUUUACAGAGGAAGAUGUCAAGGACAUGUCAGAUGAAAAGUUAAAGGAUGUCAGGAAAGGCAUGAGCGAGCUCGAGCUCUACGACGGGUGGCAAGUCAACGAUAUCAAGCUCACACCCGAGCGAGUUUAUGCGCUGGCCUUUCACCCUAUUAAGGACAAGCCUGUUGUCAUAGCCGGCGACAAAAAUGGCAUUCUGGGAGUAUUUGAUGCCUCCCAGGAAAAGCCAAACUACGUCGACGAUGCAGAUAUUCCCAUCCCCAUCGUCUCGGCAUUUCAGAUGCACUCCAGGACCAUCUCAGCCAUCAUCACGCCCCAAUAUGACCAAAACUCCAUCAUCACGUCCUCAUAUGACUCGUCCAUCCGCUGUCUGGAUCUUUCCACACAAGUCAGCACUCAGCUCUGGGCACCCGAUGACGACAGCGAAGAACUACCCAUCACAUGUGUCGAUGUGUCUCCCGAGCAAAAGGAUGUCUUUGUCUUCUCCACCAUGAAUGGCUCCGUCGGGCGGUUCGACCGACGAGCCAAAGACAAAGCCGAGAUAUGGAGUUUGACCGACAACAAGAUUGGAGGAUUUGCCCUGCAUCCUCUCAUACCCCACCUCUUUGCCACUGCUUCCCUCGACCGGACCCUCAAACUCUGGGACCUGCGCAUGUUCAAGGGCGAAGGCGACAUGCGCCAUCCAUCCCUCUUGGGCGAACAUACCUCGCGCCUGUCCGUCUCGCACGCUUCGUGGAGUCGUGGUGGUCAUAUCGCCACGUCAUCCUAUGACGACACCAUCAAGAUCUACGACUUUUCCGAGGCAAUGAAGUGGAAACCCGGCCACGGCAUCGUUGAAGAUGAUAUGGGGCCCACGCACUCUAUUCGCCAUAACAACCAAACCGGCCGAUGGGUGACCAUAUUGAAACCAAAGUGGCAGGCGAAUCCGACCGAUGGAAUUGAAAAGUUCGCCAUCGCGAAUAUGAAUCGGUUUGUGGAUGUGUACGAUAGCAACGGGAAACAGCUUGCACAGCUGGAUGGACAAGGCAUUACAGCUGUGCCGGCCGUUGCGGAAUUUCACCCCACGCAUAACUGGGUUGCAGGUGGCACCGGAAGUGGGAAACUGUGCCUAUGGAUGUGAGAAUGACUUUACUUAAGGACUAGUCAAUAUGACUAGCACGCAUGUGCUCAGACCGGUGGCGAUGUACCAUUUCAACUACUAGUUCAAGGCUACCUCCAGAUUUAUAUGAAGGCCAAAAAAGGAUGUUUCCUUUUCUUUUUCUAUGAUGGUUACUUCUGGUUUGAGGCGGGGUUUU